UUUCCAGCAUUUUUCGGUAUAAUUGUCUAAAUUAUUAGUUUUAUUUAAUUUCUACGGUAGUUUAUAGUCUAACAUGGAAUUGGACAUUGAUAGAAAAUUAUCUAAUAGAAUUGCUCCUCCUGUUUGUCACGCUAUUGCCGGAUUGCGCAGCCAUCUGAAGAGCUAUCUUGCUUUUGUGGACCAAAAGACACACUGAACGGACCUACAGUACAUGGCUACCCUGUUGAAUCUGGUUUCUCAAGGUUUUUUCUCUCCACCAACAACCAUCUGAUGAUUUUUCUUUCCUUGCCAGUCGCAUUUAGCUUACUCACUGGGGGCUUAAAGACAUUAAAGCAUGACCUCUUUUAAAGUUGCUUUGAAACGAUGUGCAUUGUCAAAAGCGCUUUAAAAAUAAAAAUGACCUGACAAAUUAAUGGACAUAUUGGAAAAAGUUGAAGCCUUAGUUCAGCAUCGUAUGACCUGGGUGAGCUCCCGUAACGAUGGACUUGGUUUCUACAUAAUAACAAGCGUUUUGGUUUGGGAAACAGUCAUUACUCAGUUAUAAAUUAACGUAGGCCUACGACGUUAGUUAAGAUGAUCUUUAAAGCGUAAAUUGCAACGCUAUCGAAAAAUCCAUCUCUAAUCUUUUAGGUGGCAGAUUGUCCCUUUAAUCGAUUCUUUUAAAAGACCCAAAUUUAAUCCAACCAUAUAAUGGAUUAAGAAUGUCCUCAAGCCAGAUAAAUCAAACUAAAUCAUUCCAAUACAGAAAAAACAAAGAAAUAGGUGUACUUGAUUUGAAUUUCUUUUCAGAUUUUUAAUUGGCAACCUAUAAUCGACAUUAAAUUAUCCUUUGUAUUUACAUUUUAUAUAAUUGUUGAAGACGGUGUUUAUUGAAAACAUCUAGAUGCUUGUGUCUCUGAAUUGGCUGAAUCCGUAAGCUAUUCGUGUUAUUGUGCAGGUCACGACGCAUUGUUUCGGCAGAUAUAAUUUUUCUACUGCAGUGUCGUUACCCUUUGAAUGACCUCGCCGCAUGCUCUAUUCGAGGUUGACGCUCAAUGGGAGUGCCGCCUUUAACCAGAGGGUGGCGCGCGGCCACAAUCUUUAACCGAGCCUACAACAGCUAUUCGGUAAAACUCUGAUUGCGCGCUCCACCCUUAUUUCCUGCUUAUGCGUGAGUUUACCACUGGAGGUCACAGAACAGGAUUUACGACUGGUCAACAAAAACACGUGACUUAAGCCGUACCCCAUAUUUGGGAGCCUACGUAAGGCAGCAUUAAGUCUGUCUCAACUCAUUUCCAUAAUUCAUCAUAAAUUGUGCAAGGGUGCAAUAGAAGCUCAAAACCAUCAAGAGAAACAAAUCAAACACACACGGUAUUGUUCUCUCCACAACAGAAGUUACAGUGAUUAAAAUAAUUAUAAGGUAAUUAUUGUCAACCAAUGAGCUCUUAUUUUAUGAACUCAUUCUGCGGUCGCUAUCCAAAUGGCGCGGACUACCCCUUACAUAACUAUGGAGAUCACAGCUCAAGUGGCCAAUAUAGAGAUUCUACGGGCAUGCAUGCGGAUAGGUAUAGCUUUGGCUACAAUGGAAUGGAUCUCAGCACCGGGCGCUCUACCACCGGGCACUUUCUCUCAUCUGAUGAGCGAGCUCAAAACUACACAGACAGUCCAACUGCGACGCCUGUCCAGUACAAUCGACCGGUAACAACGAGCAGCGUUGAGUCCCAGUCGUCUUCCUCUGACCCUUUCCCCUGCUCGUCCUUAGCCAAAUCUCCUGCCAGCAAGCCCCCACAACGCGCCCUGAGAACCUCACUACCGAACACCAGUGGCUCUGUGACCAAAAGUGUUGGGGCUGUUCUCAGUUGCGAGGACAUUUCUAAAGCAUCCAGCACCAUGGAAGAAGAAAAACCAGAGGGAAGUGCGCAGACAGCCUCACAGAAUGUUUCCGACACGCAGCAGCCACAGAUUUAUCCAUGGAUGCGAAAACUUCACAUAAGUCAUGACAGUUUGGCCGGACCGGAGGGGAAAAGGGCAAGGACAUCCUACACACGAUAUCAGACACUUGAGCUUGAGAAGGAGUUCCACUUCAACCGGUACCUGACACGUCGCCGACGAAUUGAGAUUGCACACACGCUCUGUCUCUCGGAGAGACAAAUCAAAAUAUGGUUUCAAAACCGCAGAAUGAAAUGGAAAAAGGACAACAAGUUGAAGAGCAUGAGUAUGGCAGCUGCCGGUUACCGGCCCUGAGAUGUGUGUGUGUGUGUGUGUGUGUGUGUGUGUGUGUGUGUGUGUGUGUGUGUGUGUGUGUGUGUGUGUGUGUGUGUGUGUGUGUGUGUGUGUGUGUGUGUGUGUGUGUGUGUGUGUGUGUGUGUGUCCUAUUUCCUUACCAAUACUUUUGUUCCUCAUAACAAAGGGCAUGAAGGUUAUGGGCUUUUCCCAUUUCGUGAAAGACUUUCCAUGCACGACAAAUGUAAAGCCAUGUUUUUCGGCUUUGUCCAGUAAAAAAAAAAAAAAUCUAAAUGUUUUCAUGAACUGUUGCUAAUGUGUGUCUAUCUUUGCACUGUUUUAGAAAAAUAAAUAGUUUUGACGAAAAAUGUUUGAAGUUUCUGAAAGAUGCAUUUAAGAACUUGUAAAACAAUUAAGUUGGACUUUUACGAAAAAAAGAUUUAGUUGUUGUUUUUAUGUCUUCUGAUGUGUAAAUGUACAUUUUGUAUAUAAUGUAUUUAUUUUAAUUUGAUAUCUAAUGUCGAUUUAUUUUUUAGUCAUCUUGAAGUUGUAAUUGUUUCUGUACUUGAAGCUGUAAUGUCGUCAUUUGUGUUCUGUUCAAAUAUUUCUGUUCAGACCUGUCUGCAUAUUUGUGGGUUGUGUGUGUGUUUUACGUUUUCAAAUGUUGGACAACAUGUGUUGGACCUUGUGAAUUUUGAAUGAUAACUGGAAUUGAAUGAUAUAGAAAACUCUCAAUACUGCUAAUGGUGAAUAAAAUGAUCAUGUCAAUAAAUUUUUUACUUUAAAUAUUAGAUCUCAAUGUUGUCAGGUUUGCUUUUUGCCGAGUGUAAUAUGCAAGUCAUUGAUGUACGAAUAGAACAUUAAUUGUUAUGCAAUUAUUUAAU
Xyrauchen texanus (razorback sucker) is the source of this 3086-nucleotide messenger RNA. Its product is annotated as homeobox protein Hox-A5a-like. The transcript has 3 exons. The record is from RefSeq and is a predicted model, not a curated record. Gene Ontology annotation, molecular function: RNA polymerase II cis-regulatory region sequence-specific DNA binding; DNA-binding transcription factor activity, RNA polymerase II-specific. Gene Ontology annotation, biological process: anterior/posterior pattern specification; regulation of transcription by RNA polymerase II. The coding region runs from base 1417 to 2223 and encodes 268 amino acids. NCBI's taxonomy places the organism in Eukaryota, Metazoa, Chordata, Actinopteri, Cypriniformes, Catostomidae. Gene Ontology annotation, cellular component: nucleus.